UUAGAGUAGCUGAUAACCGGCCUUGAAUGUCGUUGAAAUAAGCAAUGUGAACAGAACCGCUCCGGCUACAGGAAAGCCUGCGCUACCACGACAAGCCCGCGUAGACUGUAAAUUAACGAGCAGGUUGCGAAAAUAAGCGCUUCAACAUGGGAGGCGGUGGAUCCAAACCGGCCCCGCGUGUGGACCACGAAGCCAUCCGGCGUCAGCAUGAAGAGGAACGGCGGAGGCGGGAAGCACAGCAGCAGCAGCAGCGUCAGGCGGAGCAGGCCCAGAUGAUGAAGACCAUGCAGCAGAUGCAGGAGAAGGCUACGGCCGAGCGUCAACGCGCAGAAGCCGCCUACCGACAGCAACAACAAGAAAUGGCCCAGCAGCGUGCACAGGCCAUGGCGGAGAAAGAGCGAGAGUAUGCUCGCGACCGUGAGAGAGAUCGGAACAUGUUUGAGCGUCGGUUGGAGGAAAUGCGCAGCGCUUCGGCACAAGAACGCCGCCAGAUGGAGGAGGAGUUCCGGCGCCAGCAACAGCGCCUGGACGAGGAACGCCGGCUGGCCAUGGAGAAGCGUGAUCAAGAGCACAAGGAACAGCAAGAGCGGGACCGCGCUGUGUUUCAACAACAGCUGGACGACAUGAAAGACGCCACGGAAGCCGAGCGGCAGAAACUGCAGGCUGACUUCCGCCAGCAACAGGAAGCCAUGGAGCAGAGAUGGGCCGGUGAACGGGAGCGUUAUGAGGAAAAAUUAAUGGCCAUGCAAGACAGUAUGGCGGAAGCGGAAGAGCGGGUGCAAAAAAUGGCCGAGCAGCUGGAGAAGCCUAUCAAGGACCGCGAAAAGAAAAUUGAAUUUGUCAACGGCCUCGAGUUGAAGAUCCAGCAGAACGACUCACUGCUGCUGGUCGGGCCGAAGGGUAUGGGGAAAAGCACAUUCCUUUGGUUGCUCAACAAAGGUCAAAUGCCCAAAAGGUCAAUUCGAGACGGGACUGUGGAAAUUAUCCAUCUGAGUGGGUUCGUCGAUUCCAUUGGACUGCGUGGAUGGACGCCCGAAGAGCUGCUGAAACUGCUGGUUUUGAUGAUUUACGAAGGCAUCCCCACCGAUUUGAUUAUUUUCGGUAAUGAUCGCAUUGAUCUGCCGGUGACGUCCUUAGGUUUACUGGGCAUAACCAAUCCGAUGAUAGUCAUUAUGUCCAGUGAUUUUUGGAAGUUGUACCAACCACCGAACGGUGGUGAACAAAAAAUUCACUUGGUGGAGAAGGCCGACGGGACGCGCUACGUGGAACCCGAGAAAGACUUGGAGUACGUAUACAAUCUGCCGGUGUACGAAGACAUUGAGGAGUUCCAUCUGGGCAAACCCAUAACGCACCACGACGAUAUUCAGCUUCUGGUCAGCCGGCGUAAGGAAGCGGGCGUCUUGCCAUUCCAGUUUCUGAUGGACAGACUGGGAGACGUAUUUACUGUGGGAAUGGACAAUGACAACAACAUGGAAGCCAUUUUCCGUUUUAUCUACAUUUUUGAAACAAAGUACAAGAAAAAUAAAAUAAGAUUUAUGAAUAGCGCUACGUUGCAAGAGUUCAACUAAUUAAAUCGUCGAACUAUUUACCGUACAUUAUGCGAACGUCUGCCUUUUUACGGUGCUGUGAGGAGUUCCAAAUUAGAUUCUAUAUAGUAAUAUUCUACUUAGACACUUGAUGCUAAUUAGCUCGCAAUAAAAUUAUGUUGUACUUACUAAUGUACUGAUUACUUUGUUAACACGGUGUUUUUAUGUUACAUGUUGUAAUUGUUAACACUUUCCUAGCAGUGCCGAUGUACCAUAUUCAGCACGUUUGCAGUGCAUGUACUGAAGUAUUUAGCCAAUUCUUAUCUUAUGGACGAUGUCAAGGCUGCCAAGAUAA
This is a messenger RNA of Paramacrobiotus metropolitanus, 1881 nucleotides long. Its product is annotated as unconventional myosin-X-like. Bases 147 to 1568 code for a protein of 473 amino acids. The transcript has a single exon. The record is from RefSeq and is a predicted model, not a curated record. NCBI's taxonomy places the organism in Eukaryota, Metazoa, Tardigrada, Eutardigrada, Parachela, Macrobiotidae.